Messenger RNA from Chenopodium quinoa (quinoa), 1404 nucleotides. RefSeq lists its product as uncharacterized. The record is from RefSeq and is a predicted model, not a curated record. Lineage: Eukaryota; Viridiplantae; Streptophyta; Magnoliopsida; Caryophyllales; Amaranthaceae. Bases 635 to 1030 code for a protein of 131 amino acids. The transcript has 3 exons.
CUUAAUCACAACAACAAUCACAAGACCAUCGUAUUCAAUCAUAAAAAUCUUUUGUCAAACGCUCUGUUCUCUCUCCUAAAAAUAAAAGCCUUGAACCCUAGAACUCAUUGGAGUUCCGGCGCCGCGGCCGGUUCUCCGGCGAGUUCUCUUUUCUUUUUCUCCAGUUUUCAAUAGCUCUUGUUCGUGUGGUGAAGUUGAGGCGGAAACAAGCUCCACGAAGAGCUUCGACCUCCGUUUAAUUCUACCCUCUUCUCACCGGAGAUUUUGUUUUUGUUUUUGUUGGCUUACGCUAGAUAAGGAGAAGAGGAAUCCUUUUCCACCGGGCAUUCGCGUUGCUUAGAAGAAGGAUCGUGGUUACCGAUCCGUGUGUUAAGGGGACGAAAUUGACGAAAAGGGGUCUUGGGCUAACUCUAACGCCACCGUUAGGGGAUUGCUGGAAAAAAAAAGGACAUCUCGACGGUAAUUGGUGAAGUUAGGGUUAGGGUUUCGUAGAUUUCCGAUCAAUUUCGAAAUUCUCCGUUAUGGUUUUCUUCUUUGUUAUUUUGGUGCUCUGAUAUAGGCUCUGAAGCGAGAAACCAAGAACAAUUGAAGAGUUCCCAAGGCUAAAAGCUUAAAUAAAAUAAACCCCACAAAAAUGGCAGAACCCAAUAACCCGAAAACCCACCAUGAACACCCAAAACUAUCUAACCCACAAUCAACAUCAAAAUCACCGUCAACAAAACCCUCAAUUGAAGCUCACAACAAUGGCAGCACCAUCAAUGGCUCUAAUUCGGGUCAAAGAAUCCAUUUUACCAACCCACCCGAAUCAGUUAACCCGGAUGCUGCAACUUUGAGAGAUCAAUGGAGGUUUGCUAUAAGGCAAUACAGCAGAUGGUAUUCUCAUGCUUGGGGUACUGCUAUUCUUGCUGGUGGGGCCUUCUUUGCUCUUGGUUGGAUCAUCAAAGGUGGAAACCCUCUUCCUUCUAAAGAAUCUGAUCAUAGAAAAUCUGAGGGUUCUUCAACUUCUGCUCAAAAUCAAGGAGAAAAAUAAUUUUCUGGGAUGGAGAAACAGUUACAGGUAGAAUGUGCCCCGAUAAUGGUGCAAGUUGUUUUAUUGAUGACAUUGUGUCAUGAGGUAUCAUGUUGGAGCUGAACUUCAGACCAUUGGCUCUGUGGAGUAUGUAUGUUAGUGACCCUUUUCAAACUCCCUUUCAACCCCUGCUUAACUCGAGAGCUUGACUUUUAUUGCUUUACCCUGUGUGCUUGAUUCACUAGUAUGUGAUUGUACAAAUAGUCGGAAAUAUCUCUUUUCUAUAGGCAGAUUUGUAGCUGUUAAUUUUAAAAAUGCGAACUCUGCGUUUUAGUGAUGGAGAUUGUUUUACCUUUGUGGAAACUCCAAGAAAGUUACAUUUUUCUUUCCUGCUU